Messenger RNA from Archocentrus centrarchus (flier cichlid), 3527 nucleotides. RefSeq names its product zinc finger protein 385B-like. Gene Ontology annotation, cellular component: nucleus. The transcript is spliced from 9 exons. Gene Ontology annotation, molecular function: nucleic acid binding; zinc ion binding. Lineage: Eukaryota; Metazoa; Chordata; Actinopteri; Cichliformes; Cichlidae. The record is from RefSeq and is a predicted model, not a curated record. The coding region runs from base 125 to 1801 and encodes 558 amino acids.
CGUCGCGCAGGCGGCGGUGCCACAGCGCGCGCGCGUUACCCUCGUGGUUUUAUCUUUUCUGGACUCGCUCGCGGGACUGAAACGCCUGCAGCUGAGCUCGCGCUGUAAUCUGUGACAGCUGGAAAUGGACAGUAGCAACAGAGGAGCUGUGCAACCGUCUUACACAGAUAUGAAGCGUCCAAAAAUCAAUGACUGGAUGGAGAGCAGCCCUCCUCCCAAGAGCCAGGAGGGGCAGGAAGAGGAAGAAGAGGAGGAAGAUGAAGAAGAAAGGAGGGUGGGGGCUGGGAUCAAGGCCAAACGAGAGCGGCGCCAGGGCAGCGGCAGUGCCACUCUGUGUCAGGUGUGCAACAUACAGCUGAACUCCAGUGCCCAGGCACAGAUCCACUACAGAGGGAAGACUCAUCAGAGAAGGCUCCGCCGACUGGCAAAAGCCAUCAGUGCAGGCGCACUGUCUCAGAACCAAGUCCACCCUCUGCUGGGCUCUCUGCCUGUGCCAGGUCGACCCCUUCAGCCGCAGACUCAUGCCCAGCUGGAGCACUUCUUGCCGCUCAGGGUCAACAGCUCCUCUCCACUUAGCCUCUUCCCAAAUUUUAACACGAUGGACCCAGUGCAGAAGGCAGUGAUCAACCACACCUUUGGCAUGACUCCACCCAAGAAGAAACCCAUCAUCUCCUGUAACAUCUGUCACCUGCGCUUCAACUCUACUACCCAAGCAGAGGCCCACUACAAAGGUCACAAGCAUGCUCGCAAGCUAAAGGCCUUGGAGACCCAGAGGAAUCGGCAGAAGAACGGACAGAGUCAAUCAAUAACGGGCAAAGACAGAGACAGAGAGAAGGGGGUGAUGGGAGGAGUAACUGGGCCAACAGACUUGCAGUCAAAAGACAAAACAGGCCCAGUCACUUCAUCCAGUUCUGCACAGCACCAAACUGAAAUCAGCCAAGGGAGCUCAUUAGCACCCACUCCGUCUUCACAAACUUCAUCCACGGACUGCUCGUCACUAACCUCUCCUCACCUGUCCCCCCAAGUCUCCCCUGGCUCUCAGUCUUCUGACUUACCCUCAAACAGUCCACAUGUGGAAGGGUGCAGCCCGGCUACCAGUUCAGCGCCACACUCUGAGCCUCAGGGAAGCUCCACAGGAGGUGAGGAGGAGGCGGUGAAGGUGGAAGAGGUUAAAGAGUCCAAGAGCAACAAAAAAUAUUUCCACUGUCCUACAUGUAAAGUGACAGUCAAUUCCAGCUCCCAGCUGGAGGCUCAUUGUAGCGGCUCUAAGCACAAGCAGAUGCUGGAUGGCCAGAAUGCCAGCCAGCCAAAACGUAGGGUCAAGAUGACGUCAUCGGCCAGACCAACCUGUCGAAUUAAGCAGCGAAUGGGCAGCAAGGCCAGACCAACAAGGCCAGUUGGUGUAAACAACCAGCCUUUUCACUGUGAACUGUGCCAAGUGUCUGUCAACUCAGAGACACAAUUAAAGCAGCACAUGAACAGCAGGAGACACAAAGAGCAUUUGGCUGGGAAGCCUGUCAAGGCGAAGUUCACCCCCUAUAAUAAACUACAGCCCAGUGCUGUCUUAGCGACUAAACUGGCCCUACAGAAGCAUCUAUCCAAGGCCCUGCCAGCAGGCUUCUUGACCAGCCCCCUUAACCCAGCUGCCUUGUGCACCAUGGCGUCCGGACCUUUGGCACUACGACUGCCGCCAGGUCCUACAGCCAUAAUCCAGGGUCCCCUGAUCAGUCCCACGCUCUUCAGGCCUGCCCCAGGACCUCUAAGGGCCACACAUGCACCUAUAAUCUUCUCUCCUUACUAGCAAUGAGCAUGAGGCUGAAGCACCAACAGCAGAGUGGACCUAAACUAGCCAAAACUGAACUGGCAGAAGAGAUCAAACUGGUUUUCUGCGAACAAAUCACAGCACCCUUUGAGUGACAAGGACACUAUGCAGAGACAGUGAGGACAGCAUAUCAUGUCAAAUUUGGCAAGUCAUAAGAGCAGAAAGCACAAUCCCCUGGUGUGGAUUGAGAUUUCUGUGCUGACUGACCAGCGUCUCAUACUUAAAAAUGGAUGGACCAUAGCUCAGCUGUCUCCUGUCAGCAAACUGUUGAGUGCAUGUUCCCCGGGGUCCGGACCCCUCUGGAAGCCAUAAUGAUAAGCAGCUUAUAGUUUUAUUUAUAAAAUAAUAAGAAAAUAAUACACUAGGAUGUGUAAAUGUUACUCAGUGUUUGUUGCCAAAAAAUACUUUAAUUUUGGGAAGUUGUACUCUGGGAAACAAGAAAAAUACUUCAUCUUUGCUUUAGUUUACAGAACCAAAUCUGAAUCAAAAGAAUCCAGACAGGAAACUGGUUAUUUCCAUAUGACCAAUUAUGAAAAAGACAGUGGAGAUCUGUAACUUUGUAUGGCUGAGCACACUGAAUCCCAACAAAGUUACAUUUUAACUGCCAUCAACUAAUACAAAUGCCUUUUCUUGUCAUUUAUUUUAGGCCCAAGGUUGUCAAAGUGCUGUGCUUGGAAGCAUUUUACAUGGAAGGUGUGCACCACUGCACAUUUCAUGUCUUAUCAUGAUACAACAGAGCAAAAAAAAAUCAAGGGAAUGUUUCUUCAACUGAAACUCUGUUCUGGCCAUAGUAGCAGAAUAAACCUUCAUAACACUGACAAAUACCAAUGGUUUAAAAGUUCUAAACCAGAUCAGAAAUUAUUAUUACUUAAACUACCAUCUUCUGAAAAUACACAUAACUAUUACGAAUGUUUGAUAUGUUCACCUUUACUGUGCGGCUCUCAAUCAUAUGUUGGCUCCCUAAAUUGUAUCUCAGUCAUCAAAGCUUUGAGAACCCUUUAUAACAGGAGCCACAAUGAUAUGUUUUUCAGGUGAUUUUAGAUGGAUUCAUAGGAUUUAACACUUAAAGUCCCCAGAUUUACGGUAGCAUUUAUAAGCAGUAUAUAAACAUAAAUGGUUUAUAACACAUUAUAAUAUACUUGUAUGCAGAUAUAAGAGUGUUUUGUUUUAACAGUUAUAACUCUUCCUGUGGGCAGUCCAUGAGUGGAAGUUGGUGUAUAAACAGACAACACAGUACAAUACAUUUGUAAUAAUAGAAAAUCAAAAUUAGAAAUAUUAAUAAUUGCAGUCCAUUGAACAAAACACUCUUUUUUUAUGCUGCCUUUAAAAAAGCUAAAUAAGGGGACUUCAAGUGUUCCCAGUAAAUUAGGAUUUUGUAACAGCUCAAUGCUGUUUGUCCAGUAUGAAGAGAUGAAUGGGUGUGUGCUUGUCAUCGCAUCAAAAUGCUUUAUCCGCAAGUUUUUCAAGUGUCUUUGACAUUAUAAUUAUUAUUUAUAGAGUGUAUUGAAAAACUAAACAAAACAAUGUCCUCUCCUUAUAGAAAUCUCUACCCUACAUGGCUGUGCUGAAUCACCCUAAGCAAUAUGUAUUUUUAAGUGUCACCCAGUAAAAUUAAUGACUAGCUGUAACUGUGCAUCAAUUGCAAUAAUGUAAAUUAUUAUGUGGUAAAAAUGUCGAUACUGUAUUCCAUAUGAACUUAUAAAUA